AUGCAAGAGGCAAUGAGUCAACUGGGCUACCUGAACCCCCAACCACCACCACCUAACCCAUCAGGCGUGGGAGUUCAAAUUCCAACUUCAAAUCCUUUCUACAUGCCAGCGGACCUUGAAGAUCAUGCUUCAGUCACGAGUCUAUCCUCAGCUCUUCGCUUCUGCACAACUACUUCUCCAACCCAGGCUUUUUCGUCUCUAUUUGGCUGUCCGAAUUUUAAUUUCCUGAAUAAUAUGCCCCAAGCCUCCCGUGGAGAUGAGGAUUUCUGUGAACUCUGCCAGAAACACUUCUGCAACAAGUAUUACCUACGCAAGCAUAAAAAUGAUGUGCAUGGUAUCCCGACGGAACCUUUCACGCAGAACAGACGUCGAGAUUUGUCCUCAAAAUCCUUUACGUCGACAGACUCCGAAACCAGCAAACCCGCCGCACCGACGAACUCCAUGGAAUGGACAAAUGUGUUACCCUGUUCCGCCCCGCUACCACGGCCUGAUGAGAGUGUUCUAAAGGAAAGCGCAGGCGGUAGAAAGAACUCAGUAGAUAGUCAGGCCCACUGGGGCAAUCAACAGUCCACUCGGACCGAAACUGCGGCAGGUUUGACCACGAUGAAGUCUGAUGAUGGUGCCCUAUGGUCAAGAGGAGCAGAACAACAGAAACCCUUAUCCGUCGAUGGUACGACCGGAGGCUUACACGCUGGCGCCCUGGAUAUGUUUAAAUCCAGUAUGGCUGCGGCAAAAUUGGCUGACCGUGUAGUCUGUGAUCUGUGCAGGAAAGAGCUAUGCAACAAGUACUUUCUGCGGACUCACAAAAUUAAGGUGCAUGGUCUGUCGCCACAGGAGGUUGGCGGCCCCGUUCCACGCUCUUCGCUUGCAAAGCCCUUCGAGAAGACUACUGAGUCAGCUAUUUGUACCAGCAUGGACGGCCCUAAGUCGGUGACGACGGCUACUGCCGGGGUCUUGGGUCACAAACCUGGCCCACUCGAUUUUAGCGUUCUGGCUUCUCCCUUCCUCGCAACGGGUGGACAACCGGAUAAGUUGGUGGCGUGUCCAUCGAUGCCAUUCGGCUCCUUUCCUGGUUUUCCCCUGCUGCCUCAAAUUCCAGCUCCUCUAGGAGGAUUUCCGCUCCCUGUGCCCUGGUUUCCCAUGAUGAGCACGACGUCCACACUCCCGGAGGAGUCAAACCCCUUCAUGCCACCCCCUCUAACCUCCACGGUAGUUAACCCAGAGCUAUCAUCAGUAAAUCCCGUCCAGUCUGAAGGGGGUACAGUACCCAUGCAUGUCGAACCUCAACCACAUCAGUCAGCGGCCAGCUUCCCUGAACCCCAGCAAAAGGUUGUCGACCGACAACACUUCGAAAAUGGAGGUGCUCAACUAGAUGGGGAGGAGAGAACUCAGUCCACGAACUGGAACAGGGAAACCCAGUCGAGUGAGGCGGAGGAGCGGCAAGCUGCUGAACCCGUGAACUCCGCUAUCCAGCUGAUUCUCCUGGGCUCGCGAGCCGUCCCGUCGGGUUUGAACAGCACAUCGCAGUCGAUCGCCAAUGUUGUUCUGGAUAACCUCCAGGGUACAAUAAAGGCAGCCGACUCCAGGGCCACUGACAACAUCUCCGGUCUGCCGCCGCCAAGCAACUCUGACUGUGAUCAGCUCUCUCCGCUAACCUGCGCCGUCCCACUCUCGGAUUCCUCAAGUAGCAGCAGUAGUGGUGGUGCUGGUGGUUUCACUAGCUCCCACAUCAGUGAUGCGAAUCCAUUGCUGCUGCCGCAACAUCCAGCC
Dibothriocephalus latus is the source of this 1770-nucleotide messenger RNA. The record is from the annotation of a GenBank genome assembly. NCBI's taxonomy places the organism in Eukaryota, Metazoa, Platyhelminthes, Cestoda, Diphyllobothriidea, Diphyllobothriidae.